AUGAUGGCGGAUCAAAUCACUGAGAAAAUCGAUCUCCCGCCCGAUGCCCGUGGUGCUGACCAUGAAGCGGGCGAGAUCGCCAGUGUGCACGAACAGACGGAACUUGAAGGCUUGGGAUACAAGCAGGAGAUGCGUCGAAAUCGAUCGGUCAUCACGCUGCUCUUCCAGACACUGGCCAUAGCAGCAAUUCCCUAUGGCGAGGGCAGUCCUUUUAUCAGUGCCAUCUAUGGUGGUGGGCCUCUAUCCAUCUUUGUGGGAUGGAUUGUAGUUUGUGUCCUUGAUCAGUGCAUUGCCAUGUCUCUCGCGGAAUUGGCUUCGCGAUAUCCGACCUCUGCAGGGCCAUACUACUGGUCUUUUCAAAUUGCGAAAUCCUCCAAGACCACCAUCUCUUUUAUCAAUGCCUGGAUCUGGGUCAUUGGUAACUGGACGAUUACCUUGUCGGUCAACUUCGGUUUCGCUUCUUUGCUCUCCGCGACAGUCUCUAUGUACCAUCCGGACUGGAGUGCCAAUAGCUGGCAGCUACUCUUAAUCUUCUACGCCAUCUGCCUAGGCUCACUGGUCAUCUGCACAUUCGCCAAUCGCUACCUACCCCAAGUCGAUAUCGCUUGCGCGACCUGGACCGCACUCACGAUUCUAGUCAUCCUCAUCGCAGUCUCGGUCAAAGCCGAUGUAGGUCGACACAGCGCUUCAUGGGCACUAUCACACUACGACAAGAGCUUCGCAGGCUGGGGCAAUUUCACCUUCUUCAUCGGUCUCCUACCCCCAGCCUACACCUUCUCCGCCAUCGGCAUGAUCUCUUCCAUGGCCGAAGAAUGCGCCCACCCAGCCGUCAAAGUACCUCGCGCCAUCGCUCUCAGCGUCCCCGUCGGCGGCAUAGCCGGCCUCUUCUUCGUUAUUCCCCUCUGUGUGACUUUACCCCCUCUAGAAGAUAUCAUCAACUCCCCAGGCGCCCAAGCUCUCCCUUAUAUCCUACACCAGGUCAUGGGCUCGCCAGGCGGCGGUCUAGGCCUCGUAUUCCUAGUGCUGGUAAUCACCCUCUUCUGCUCAAUCAGUAUAACCGUCGCCGCGUCCCGUUGCACCUGGGCCGUCGCACGCGAUAACGCCCUCCCACUCUCCCGCCUAUGGGCGCAUGUCGACACGAAACUUGGUGUCCCCGUCUGGUCUCUUAUUCUCCUAACUGUAAUCCAAAUGCUUCUCGGCCUCAUCAACCUUGGCAGCUCUAGCGCAUUCACUGCCUUCGUUUCUGUAGGCGUCAUCGCCUUAGCAGCUGCAUAUGCUAUCCCUAUCUUACUGAGCUUGUUUAACGGCCGUGAAGAAGUUAACAAAGCACCCUGGAACUGUGGAAUGAUUGCCGGGUCAAUGUUUAAUGCUCUUGCGCUCGCUUGGAUUGCUUUUGAGUUGGUUUUGUUUAGUAUGCCGACGGCUUUACCGGUUACGCCUAUUUCGAUGAAUUAUGCGUCCGUUGUCUUUGUGGGAUUUAUGGCUAUUUCUGCUGUUUGGUAUGGAGUUUAUGCUAGAAAACAUUAUAAGGGGCCACCUGCGUCGGACGCUUUGGACGAUUGA
Penicillium longicatenatum is the source of this 1563-nucleotide messenger RNA. Its product is annotated as putative amino acid permease. Gene Ontology annotation, biological process: transmembrane transport. Gene Ontology annotation, cellular component: membrane. Gene Ontology annotation, molecular function: transmembrane transporter activity. The transcript is spliced from 2 exons. The record is from RefSeq and is a predicted model, not a curated record. Lineage: Eukaryota; Fungi; Ascomycota; Eurotiomycetes; Eurotiales; Aspergillaceae. The coding region runs from base 1 to 1563 and encodes 520 amino acids.